Pteropus alecto (black flying fox) is the source of this 651-nucleotide messenger RNA. RefSeq names its product probable cystatin-16. Lineage: Eukaryota; Metazoa; Chordata; Mammalia; Chiroptera; Pteropodidae. Gene Ontology annotation, molecular function: cysteine-type endopeptidase inhibitor activity. The record is from RefSeq and is a predicted model, not a curated record. Bases 1 to 651 code for a protein of 216 amino acids. The transcript is spliced from 4 exons.
AUGUUCCUGAAGGUAUCUUUACUUCUGGGGUUUAUUGUACUCGGCACUCAUGUCUGGACCAUUCAAAAAGAAUUUGCAGACAUUAGUAAGAACCAAGAUUACUUUGUCGUAUCUGUGGAGUUUGCCAUGGCUGUGUUCAAUGACAACAACAUGGAAGAGAAUGCAUACAGAUUGCUGGAGGUGAGACGAGCCCAGCAAAAGUCCUACAGCAGCUGCCAUCCCCCACCUAUGUGCUGCUGGCCUCCAGGACUGACACCAGACAACAUGUUCCUAAAGGCGCCUCUGCUUCUGGGGCUCAUUGCUCUGGGGCCUCACGUCAGCAGUCCCAACUUUGUGGACAUUAGUAAGAGCACAACUUCCUUUGCCAUGUGUGUGGAGUUUGCCGUGUUUCAGUUCAACCAAGACCAUCUGGAUGAGUAUGCUUACAAGCUGCUGUGGGUGGGGAGAAGCCAGCGCAAGAGGUGGACAAUGAUAUUUUUAAUGGACUUGGAGAUGGGACGCACAACUUGUAAAAAAUAUGAUGAAGAUAUUGAAAACUGCCCCUUGCAAGAAGGCUCAGGCAAGAAAAAGAUGGACUGCACUUUUGUUGUGGAUGCCCGACCAUGGUUUUCUCAGUUUACCCUCCUGAACAGCACCUGUGUGCAGAAGUAG